ACAAAGUUUGGCCUGUCCCAAGUGACUUCGUUCCAUAUGAUGUUUUCACCAGGCCUUACGAAACUAUUACUGAAUUACCCAAACCUGUAACUAAAACUGAAGUAACUAAAGAUAAAGGUCCGCCAGGUAAUAAGGGAGAGCAGAAAGAUGACGUCCCAAAAAUAAGUGGAGAUGUUGAAAAUAAUGAAGCUGAAGAAGCAGACAAAAAUGAAAUUGUAUCUGAUAGAUGAUAAUAGCCGAAAUAAUUCAUCGGAAACUGAGAAUAAUGAAAAUUGACAAUUAUUGAUUUGAAUUUAUUGAAUAAAUUUUGGCAAGAACAACAGUCUGUCACAAAAAGAC
Leptinotarsa decemlineata (Colorado potato beetle) is the source of this 339-nucleotide messenger RNA. RefSeq lists its product as uncharacterized. Lineage: Eukaryota; Metazoa; Arthropoda; Insecta; Coleoptera; Chrysomelidae. The record is from RefSeq and is a predicted model, not a curated record.